Molecule: messenger RNA, 796 nt
Organism: Pelagomonas calceolata
Lineage: Eukaryota; Pelagophyceae; Pelagomonadales; Pelagomonadaceae
Source: the annotation of a GenBank genome assembly
CCCCGCGCGCUCCGCUUCGACCCGCCGCCGGCGCGCGGCCUCGCGUUUCGCGCGCGCGGCCUCGGCCUCGCGCUGCGCCAGCGACGGCGGCUUCUUCCUCCGCCGCUCUCGCGCCGUCGACUCGUCGACGGCCUGCGCGCCGCGACGCGUGAGAGGCGACGAACCGCGGUCGGACGAGAAAUUAACGGCGCCGCGCGCGCGCCGCGUCCGCGGCGCCGAAGAUCAGGCCCUUGACCAGCUUGCGCAGGGCGGCGCCGUCGCGCGACUGCGAGGGGAAGGCGGCCGCGUCGACUACUACGCGCGAGUCCCGCCGAGACGCCGGGGCGCGCUUCCUUGGACUUUUUCUUUUUCGUCUUUUUGGGGGCAUCGGCGUUGGCUGGGCACCCGUCGCCGCGCGACGACGUCGCGGCGGCGCCGGCGCCGGCCAUGCCGCACACUUUGUGCCGCAGAAGGAGUGCGUCUGCGUCGGCUUGCUCUCGGCGGAGCCGCCCUUGAGCUGGGACGCAAGGGACUCGGCGUCUGCGCAACUAAGUGUGGGGCGGCACAGCACCAACUCCUACCGGUCGCCUCGCCGCGAAGGUCGGUUCCUGCCAGCUGAUCCGGUCGGCCGCGCCAGCACAGCGGCGACCGGGCGGCGAGCACGCGAGGUCGGUGUCGCGGCGCGGCCAGCGCGACGUGUGCACCUGCGCAGCUCGGCUGCGGGCUCCGGAAGGCUCCGCCGCGCCGCUCGAGCCGUCAGCCCAGGUGUGAGUCGUGCGCGUGUAGAGGCCUCGGAAUAAAAUAAUAAAUAAAAAAG